AAUAUGAAAGCUAUAAGCAUCUCAAAGCAAUUCGUCUGCUCUCAUCCAGAUUGUGAUAAGGAGUAUAGUACGAAGUUUGCUUUGAAAAGACACAUGAUCAUCCAUGCUGGCACAAAGAAGUUUGCCUGAAGAUUCUGUAGCAAAAAGUUCUCUUUGGAGCAGUACAAGAAGGAGCAUGAGUAUAUUCACACUAAUGAGACUCCGUACGUGUGUGGCAUUGAUGGCUGCACACAAGCCUUCAGGCAGAGAGCCAAGCUAUGACUACACAGAGCUGGUCAUAAGGGGUACAAGAAGAAGAGCUACAAGGUCUACUCUCGAAAGAACAAGGGUGGAAAAUCAACAAAAGCUCAAAAGAGACAGGCAGUUGUUGCCCCAGAAGUUAGAUAUAGCACUCAUUCUUUCGGACUGAAUGAAUGCCAGAUGGUUGGCCAAGUCACUCAAGAUAUGGCCAAUUCUGCUCAAUAUGAGUAUAAUAUGAGUUUGCUUAUGACUCUUUCAACUAAUUAUUGCCUUUGUGAGAUAUAUACUGGAAGUCAAGGGACCUAUCCAAUCGGGUUCUAUGAUCAAAGUAUUACUCAACCAGAGGUGCAGUACACUAUGGAAAGAGCUAGGCAAGGUCUCAGUACAUUACAAACUCCAAAAGGAUCCUUCUACAAGCCAGAGGAUCAGAUGACUCCUACCACAAUGAUGGAGUCAGCUGCUACAUUUAACAUGCUAGACAACAGAUCUUGGCAAGAUUUUAGUCAGAGGAUCUAAGAACUUGGCUGUCUAGUUGUAGCCUUCCUUACUGGAGUAAACUAA
Messenger RNA from Moneuplotes crassus, 801 nucleotides. The record is from the annotation of a GenBank genome assembly. NCBI's taxonomy places the organism in Eukaryota, Ciliophora, Spirotrichea, Euplotida, Euplotidae.